CGCGGCGGGACCCACGCGUCAGUCGCCUUCGCCCUCACCCACCCGGCGGAGCGCAGGGUCGCAGGUGCAGCAGCAGACUUGACCAGGAGAAGAGAACACCACUUCCCAGCUCAGACCAGCAGCCGCCCCUUCCAGCCUCCAUCGGCCACCGCUCCCCCUCCGCGCCUCGCCGGCCGCCGACGCACCGUGCCGACCGCUCCUUCCUUCCCCGCCGCAUCCCCCUCAGGCGGCGGCGCCAGUUCCCGAUCGCCAGCGGCCCACGCGCCCCCACCCAAUGGGCGCCCUCAGCCGCAACCUCACAGCGCUUCUCGCGAUCCGCCGUAGCGGCAGCCGCCUGUUCGAGCGGUAGGUCAACUCGUGCGCCGCGCGGCUGGUGGUGGUGUGAGGACACAGGCGGAGGGGGGAAUUAGGGGACUACUCGGGGUGCAGCAGACAUGCUGGGGUCGGGGCUGAACCUGGUCAGCGCGGCGCUCGGCUUCGGCAUGACCGCCGCCUUCGUUGCGUUCGUCUGCGCGCGGUUCAUCUGCUGCCGAGGCCGUCACGCGGACGCCCGCGCGUCGCCGCCGCCGUCCUCGCCGUCGGAAUUCCCCGCGGAUCUUGACCUUCCGAUAGAGCAUGUUCGUUGUGGGUUGGAACCUUUGGUUGUUGCUGCAAUUCCGACCAUGAAGUACAAUUGUGAGGCUUUUCAUUCUAAAGAUGAUGCCCAGUGCUCCAUAUGUUUAGGCGAGUACAAGGAGAAAGAGAUUCUAAGAAUCAUACCGACAUGCCGUCAUAACUUUCACCUUGCCUGCUUAGAUGUAUGGUUGCAGAAGCAGACAACUUGCCCAAUAUGCCGAAUCUCAUUGAAAGAGCUGCAGGCUGCCGUGUCAUCUUCACGUAGCAUCCAGCAACUCCCCACUGUUCCAGAGAAUUCCGUUAACACAACACAUCAAUGGCUCCUCCCUGUUCAUCAUGAUCACAGAAGUGAAGAUAAUAGCCCAGAGACACAAGAAUCAGUAGAAGUGGUUAUUGAAAUUCGACAAUGAAUACAUCAGUGACAUGACUAUUGAAGCAAAGAAAGGAAAACAUGAAACUGCAGAAGUGGUUAUUGAAAUUCGACAAUGAAUACAUCAGUGACAUGACUAUUGAAGCAAAGAAAGGAAAACAUGAAACUGCAUUUCCUGUAUUUUGCAUCAGUAUGUUCUGCGGGACUCUGAAUAUCGCGUCCUUCACUGCAUUGAGCAGCAUCAUAAUGUUUGAUCUCAGAAUUACUUUGCAAAUGAGACAUUUCGUGUACAUUUCACGUGGUAGGUUAACAUGCUAUGUCUUUAGACA
Phragmites australis (common reed) is the source of this 1314-nucleotide messenger RNA. Its product is annotated as putative RING-H2 finger protein ATL69. Bases 435 to 1025 code for a protein of 196 amino acids. The record is from RefSeq and is a predicted model, not a curated record. NCBI's taxonomy places the organism in Eukaryota, Viridiplantae, Streptophyta, Magnoliopsida, Poales, Poaceae. The transcript has 3 exons.